AAAAAACGUAUUUACUGUUUAAUUAAUUUACUGUUUAUAUUCAAAAUCACGAUAAUUGCGAUGAGUCCUUGACCUUAUUAGUAACAAUAUACACUAAAAGCCGCAGCAGUAAUCUGCUCUUACGUACACGAACGAUGAUGCUCAGAACUGAAAUUGGAAAAUGUUUCUCUUGAAAGCUUUUUCCAAUUGGUUUCGAGUUAAUAUGUUAAAGUUAAUGAGAUCACGCAAAGGAAAACGUACUUCGCCGAUAACCUAAUCAAUAAUCAUCAACAAAUACGGGAGAACGGGAUUUACGUACAUGCACAUCAUUAAUAUUGUUUUGCGUUGCAGUUAAUUCGCCUUUGCUCAUUUAUAUGAAUGGAAAAGAUGAACUGUUUGGAAAAUUACAACGUUAAUUCAUACAGACUUUAAAUAUAAGUCCAAUGAAGAGGUGAAGGUAUGCGUCGCUUGCUUUAAUUCGAGCUGCACCGAACAUGUUGUUGGUGGAUAAGCUUCGUCCGUUUUGGGAUUUAUUUGGACUUUGGAAAGUACUACAUGUAAAUGAAUACGCGAGUUGAAGAGGCUCCCCGGGGACGGGGCGCCAAAGCCACAGCCCUUCAGAACAGGGUUGCACAGCUGUACUACUCCCACGGACUGUUCUGUUCGUCAUAUCCGACUACGGUCAUCAGCAUAGCCAUCAUCGUUGCCAUCAUAUGCUGUUAUCCUUUAUUGAAUCUACCUCUAUCUGGAAACUUGCCAGUCCACAUUUCGAACAAUGGCUCUGCAAUUUCCGGAGGAGUUCCAAUUGUGGACGCACCAAAAUGUUACGUACAACAAGUCGUAUUGCGGAGUGCCGUCGUCCCUUGGACUGACUCCCUGGCCAUCGGCGACGCGUUCAGAGCUCCUCUGUACGAAGCCUUUAAGCUGCUUGAUGUUGUUAGAAACUAUCAAGAUCCAAACAGUUUAAAAACACUGGGCCACGUUUGCCUUCACGUGGAAUCCAUCAAGAAGAAGGUCCAAGACUCAAAGAACAAUGUGUUCCCCGAAUACAGUUGUCUUGUCCUCUCGCCCGCCAACAUGUGGAAGCAGGACGUACAACUGUUUGCACAAGACACGUCCAUACUCAACACAAUUUUCAACCAUCAGAAUCUACAAAAAGGCAAAACAUCAGUUGCAGAGAUGCUGUUUGGAAUGCACCUGGUCGAUACAGGCAUAAAGCGAUAUCCAUUGAGGAACCGACAACGGGUUUUGCAAUACGCCGUGACUUUGUUCUUCAAAGAAUACGAUGAGCAGUUCAUCGCGGGUCUUAGGCACAAAUUACAAACGCUGUACCCGUUACACCAAGAGCUAAACCAAACCCACUACGAGCAACCUUCGUAUUUGAACGACACCGUUUUAAUCCACUAUCCUGGAGAAAUUAAUUACUUCGAAUACGUGCCUUUAAUUAUAACGUACAUGCUGCUCUUCUUUUAUUAUUACUUCUCGGUGAGGAAAAUUGAAUUAAUCAAUUCGAAGAUUGGAAUGGCGUUCACCGUCGUCCUGACCGUACUAUGCAGUUUGUCGAUGACCCUGGGAGUCUGUUUCUUCUUCGGAUUAACACUGAACAUGCAGGACAAGCAGAUCUUCCCGUACCUAGUAAUAUUAGUUGGACUGGAGAACGUACUCGUCCUUACCAAAAGCAUCGUUUCGACGCCGUCCCAUCUCGAUAUCAAAAUCCGGGUGGCGCGAGGAUUGAGUAAAGAGGGAUGGUCCAUCACGAAGAAUCUUCUAAUUGAAAUAACAAUCCUGACGAUCGGUUUGUUCACUUUCUUCCCGGCCAUCCAGGAAUUUUGCAUUUUCGCAAUCGUCGGUCUCAUCGUCGAUUUUUUCCUGCAAAUGUUCUUCUUCACCACUGUUUUGGGUAUAGACACCAGGCACAUCGAGAAGACUGACAAAAAUAAUCUGAACUUUAGAAACAACCUGUAUAGAACAUCUAGUUCGGAGAAGAUUAACUCAGCUGGUAUGAAUAGGUCGAAAUCGCACCCACGGUUGAAUUCUAUUCAUACGAACGUAGUGGCAGGUCAGACUCAGGGCAAGCAAGAGAAGAAGAUACCGAAACGACUGAGAUUGGUCAAUAUUUGGGCGCGGACGCGGUUCUUCCAGCGUGCUUUUAUGAUACUGAUGGUGAUUUGGAUCGGUAUGAUCCUGUACAACAGCGGUAUAAUGGAGCAGUAUUUCUUGGACCUGUAUAAUAUUACGGAAAAGGGCGACGGGAAGAAUAAAUCGGAAAGCAAUGUUAAAUUUAACAUAUUGCCUAUAUUGAAUUCAAACGAGACGUACAUGGUUAACUUCGUCACGCAGAAGAGCACCGAGUUGAAUUUCAACAAUACGGACGAAAUCAAUAAGCUGAAGCACGGCGAGUACGUCCCUUGGAUGCGUCUUAGUACUCAGCAUUGGCCAUCAAUCUUGAGGAAAUACAACGUGAGCUUGACCCGUGGACACAUCGCCGUCCUUCCCAACAUUAAGAUCUCUCAUGCCGUCGCUCCGGAGCAGGCAGUGCUCUUGAGGAAUGCCGACGAGAAGUACGGGAGGAAAUUUGAAUGGCAUGCGUUGGCCUUGGCUUUAGAUCCGAUCGAUUUUUCUGACUCGGAGGGGACUAGCAGCUCGCAGCAUUUCCCGCAAUCGGAUCGACCUUUCUAUCCUACAUCACCUAUGGAAAUCUUCCUCACCGCGAUUCUAUGCGCCAUCAGUGUGUUCGUACUGGCUUACGCCGUGUUCGUUCUAUACAAGUGCAUCUGUUCCAGAAAUUACGCAGAAUGGAGGGCUUCAUGGACCAGUGACAAAUCUGGGGACGAAAGCGAUAUUCCUGUAUUACUUGAAGCCGUUCCAGUGGUAUUAGAUGGUCAUACUCAAGAAAUAGAAUGUAUAGCAACAGACGGUUUUAGCAUAGUGAGCACAUGUCUAGGUGGACAUUUAAAAGUUUGGGAUGCAAAUACUGGAGAAUUAAUAACCAACAUCAUCAGAAGACAACUUAUAGAUACAUUGAACCAAAGUGAUUCCAACUUGGACUGUGAUGAGAACGGUCAUUCGGACUACGAAUCUGGAUCGCCACCCUCCCGCGACGAGAAUUUCAUGUCGUUUCCAAGUCUCAGGAAUAAAAUCAACACGAACUUCUCAAAUUUCACAUUGGAACCAGUAACAAAUACAGGCGACAGUUACGAUUUCGGUGAUCAGUACCGGGAGUUGUACGCGAAUCAUUCGAACAAACUGAAGCAAAGACAUUACGAUGGUACUGGCUGGCUGCAGUGUGAACGUAAUUACAGUGAACCUGAGAACUUUAGCGAUAGAUACACCGGUGCGAAUAGAAGCAGUGCCAUUGAUAUACGGAACAGCAGACAUUACUCUAAAGAUUACAUGGCAAGCAUGAACAGUCCUAAAAGUGUUAACGGUGUUAGCCAUAAUGUGUGUGAUUACAAAGUGCCUCCAAUUUGGUGUAUAGAUUUUGUGGAUAAUUUAAUUGUGAUUGGUUGCGCGAACGGACGGGUGGAGUUCUGGGAGGGAACGACGGCAAAAUUCAAAUGUCUAUUUGAUGACGAAUCGGGGAUCGGAAUAACAGCUAUAAAACUGGUCGGGUCUCGUGUGAUUGCUGCCAGACUAUAUGGAAGCUUGGAUUUUUUGCAAUUACAAACCUACAGUCAAGGCAAACAGAUUGAUUGGAAUUUUACUAGCGCGUAUCGCAGAACUCACGUGCGAACUGGAUCCGCAGGGUCAAUUAGUGACUAUUCGUAUCUAAAGCAGAAUGAAGAAGCGAGGGAGGAUAUGCGAUGUGUUAAGAUGUUAAGUGCCAAAGCGCAUCAGCAGCCAAUCACCUGUUUGGAUUGCGAAGGAGGCAAAGUUGUGACCGGGAGCCAAGAUCAUACCUUGAAAGUGUUCAGAUUGGAAGAUGGAAAGCAUCUGUAUACGUUACACGGACAUUCCGGCCCCAUCAGUUGUUUGUUUAUUGAUAGAAUAUCCCCAGCAACUUCUGGUAGCGGGUCUCAAGAUGGCAUGCUUUGCGUUUGGGAUCUCUUGACUGGCGCUUGCAUGUAUAGUAUCCAAGCACACGAUGGCCAAAUAAACUCGCUCACCUAUUCAGCCAGUUACGUUAUCUCGUUGGGAGCGGACGAAAGGAUUUGCGUCUGGGAGAGAUUCCAGGGUCACCUUCUGAACACCAUCCACGUGAACGGAACCCAUACCAGUCAAGUCCUUAUGCUGACGCCGCAUCUCGUGGUCACCGCACGUGCGGGUGGUUUAUCUCUUUGGGACGUCCACAGCGGAGACAGUGUGCGAUCCAUUGUACUUGGCCAUGCACCUUUUAUAUUCGUGUCGCAGCUUGUUACUUUAAGGGACGCAGUGUUGUGCGAUUUCGGAAAGGAAUUGAUGAUUGUGCGGUUUCCCCUGAUUACACAUAAAUAUGAUUAAGUACACUUUUUUAUAUAACAAUUACUCUUUUAAGUGGAACGAGACGAACGUACUUAUUGUAUAAUUCAGACCAAAUCCAGGAAAAUGCUAAUAAUCAAAAUUUGCAACGCAAUAAGUUUUAUAUUUAUUUAUUUUUGUUGAAAGAUUCUGUAGUAUUUUGUACUCGGUGUUUUUAUUUACUAUAACUAUGUACAAAUUUUAAUAAGUUAUUUAUUAUUUAUACCAAAACGAAACUAAAAUAUUUCCACUUGCAUACAUAUUAGAUAUUUUUGUAUCUCCUAAGAUUUAAUAACAUGACAUAAUAAAUUGUUACAAUAA
Nicrophorus vespilloides is the source of this 4737-nucleotide messenger RNA. RefSeq names its product sterol regulatory element-binding protein cleavage-activating protein (gene SCAP). Gene Ontology annotation, molecular function: sterol binding; protein binding. The transcript has 12 exons. Gene Ontology annotation, biological process: SREBP signaling pathway. NCBI's taxonomy places the organism in Eukaryota, Metazoa, Arthropoda, Insecta, Coleoptera, Silphidae. The record is from RefSeq and is a predicted model, not a curated record. Bases 541 to 4419 code for a protein of 1292 amino acids. Gene Ontology annotation, cellular component: endoplasmic reticulum membrane; Golgi membrane.